AACAAACCAUUCAAUCGUGAGAUCGCUUUCCGUCCGGUUGUCGGCCCCGUCGUCAAUUCGGUGUUCUUGUUGCGUGUGGUUACGUCGGAUUGCGCCAUUUAGUAUCAGGUACCUACCUAUAGGCCAUUCUUCGGUCGGAAACGGAUGCGUCUAGUAACAGUUUCGUCUGGUGUGAGAUAUGUGUGUAAUGCCAUUAUCGAAUAGCUUUUCAUUAAGACUAUUCGCAUAGGAAGAGUGGAUUCAUUUUUCGGAACAAGUCGCGUGACGUGCUUAUCAGUUGAGGCAAGCAGUGUGAACGUGAAUCAAUGUGUUGCGUAUCUUCCAUGGAGGUGCCAAUAGUGAUUAAAUCAAAUGAUUAGGCUGUUGCUGCCGUGGAUGAGCUUAUCGUGGUUGUGUUGAGAUUUUUUUUAUCUGAUAAUCAAAUGACGAGUUGUCAGCAAAAUCUCUAGAGUGACGCAAAUGAAACGUAUUUCUUGCAUAUUCUGGCUCUGGCUGUAGAGUGAUAUCAUAAAGGAGAGAUAAUCAUCGUUGGAUAGACAAAAGAACUUGUGUAAAAAUUGUGUAGUAAAAACGAGUGAGUGUGCGGUACAAACCGAUGAAAUCAGUGUUGUUCAUCUCGUAAAUCCAUCGGCCAGCCAGUAUAGUGCAGUGACCGCAACCGACACAGUGCUCUGUUUGUUACUUAUCUUACACAAUUACAAAUCCGUACCUCGCUCUAGAUCGCACAUCAGGAUCAUAUGCUGGUUAUUUAUUGGUGCAGAAAAGUUGAGUCGACGUCGACAGUGACCGCUAUACUUGUGAUAAGAGGGAGAGAGAAGGAAGCAAAAACUUCAGAAGAAAACCCGUUUUCAUCGUGAUAACAGAAAAAGUGCGAAUCGUUAAAAAAAUAAUGUCGCAAGUGGAUGAAGUGCUACCGGGUGGUAUUGGCGAUGAUAACAAUAGCGGCGAUUCAGGUGACGUAGAGCAGCUUGCCCUUGUGGCCGAUAGGGGGUGCAAUUUGCCGGUGGUCAGUUCUUCCGCUGAGCCGGAUUCCGCAAUGGAAAAGAUAACGACGGCGAGUGUGACGACAGAAGCAGAAGCAGAAGUUGAGACGUCGUUGUUGUCUGGGGAAGAAACUGGUCUGAAUGCCACCACAGGAGAAGCCACAGAAAGCGUGGCGGUAGCUUUGGCGAAGAGAGCUCACGACGGCUACGAGCCUUGUGAUCCAUUAAUUAUCUUGAAUCUGUUUCAAUCACUUUCGGCCACGACCAACUCGCUCGAGCUGCAGAUGAAGAUAAACUUGCAUCUGAAAGAACGCACAAAAUCCCCAUAUGUCUUUUUGGUGCCGAUUCUUCCAACCAGCGAGGAAGGUCUCAUACAGGUCAUCAACGAUAACGUUUUAGAUAAGGAAAUCCGUUUCUCGAUAAACUCAACACAUCUUAAGAAUGCAUCACAACACAACGGAUAUCCCUUCGUUAUAGAUGAUUUAAAUAAAGAUUUCUCUGAAGUCAUUGAAAUGGUGGUAGGCAACAAGUACAAUACUCUUAUCUAUGAUAUUAAAAGCCCCCGAGUCAGUAAACUUCAGACGCAGAUAUCCACCUCUUCGACAUCCUCCUCGACAGCGUCAUUCGAUGGUGGCAGCACUGCGGCUCAGCAUAGCAAUAGUGCCAACGGGAGCAGUAAAAGUAAUCUGCAGCAGCAAAUUGCUCUGUUCGUCUGUAUCGCCGGUGACAACGAGUUGCGUUCGAGGUACCAAUUCUACAUCGAGGACACAUUCCGAUACGUACUGGGGCACCUGCUAACGGCUUUCGAUUUGUACGAAGAGAAGCGGGUUCGUUAUCAGUGCCAAAACCUGUUGCAGGUUGCCCGACGGUUACUAGGCAAAAUAGGUGAUCUGGGCCAACUGCUGCGAGGUGUGAUGACAGAAGCCAAAGAACUUGCCGCUGCAGAACGUUGCUCGCUUUUCCUGCUGGACAAACAAACAGGAGAACUGGUGUCGAAAGUGUUUGACGGAAAUGAGGCCUCCAAAGAAAUUCGAAUAGCAAGCGGAAAGGGUAUCGCCGGUUAUGUGGCGCAAACCGGAAACCUGCUAAACAUCCGCAACGCUUACCAGCAUCCAUUGUUCUACAAGGGUGUCGACGAGUCCACGGGCUUCAAAACACGGAACAUUUUGUGCUUUCCCAUCUGCGACGAGCAAGGCGUGAUCGGUGUGGCCCAACUCUGCAAUAAGCUCAACGGUUUCCAUUUUGACAAAUGUGACGAAGAAGUGGCCACCGCGUUCUCCGUGUACUGCGGUAUCAGUAUUAUGCAUGCGCUCGUCCAUAAACAAGUUCAGAAAGCGGAAGCUCGAUACAAACUCUCACAGGAACUACUCCUUUAUCAUAUGAAGGUACCGGACACGGAAAUUCAACACGUGCUAGAAGCCGUCAAUGCACACGAAGCGGAUCAGUUUGCGAUGGACUUGCCACGGUUUGACUUCUGCCCUCGGGAGGUGAAAAAUUACGCUCUCUCGGUGCAGCUGUCGAUAAAAAUGUUCUACGAUCUCAACUUUGUUACCACCUUCCAAAUACCCGAGGACAAACUGGCUCGGUUUAUUCUGCUGGUGCAGAAGGGCUACCGGGACACGCCCUAUCACAAUUGGUGGCACGCGUUCUCAGUGGCGCACUUUGCCUACUCGCUGAUGGUCAACUUGAAGCUGAUAGAAAACGGUGUAAUUACUAAAAUGCAAGGCUUCUCCUUCCUAAUCGCGGCCUUCUGUCACGAUCUGGACCAUCGAGGCACCAGUAAUACCUACCAAACACAAUCCAGCAGUCCACUGGCACGGUUAUACAGCAGCGAAGGAAGCGUAAACGAGCGGCAUCAUCUAUCCCAGGCGAUCUGCAUUCUCAACGAUUCGAGCAGCAAGAUUCUCGACAGUCUUUCCACGGAAGAGUUCAAGGAGUGCAUCGAUUUCCUGAGAGAUCUCAUUUUGGCCACCGAUUUGGCCAAUCACUUCCGGAUCAUGCCGCACUUGAAGCGUCUUCGGCCUGAGAAUCUGGGGGAAGGUUCCAAUCAACGAUUGCUGCUGUCGUUGAUGAUCACCUGUUGCGAUCUGAGCGAUCAGGUUAAGAGCUGGAAAACGGUUCAGCAUGUGGCGCAUCUCGUAUACGCCGAGUUCUUUGCCGAGGGUGACCUGGAAAAGCAGAUGGGCCUGCGGCCGAACGCCAUGAUGGACCGGAAGAAGGCUUGCAUUCCGGUGCUGCAGAUCGAGUUCCUCACGAUGGUGGUUCGGCCAACGUUCGAAAUAUUGGCGCAAAUUUUCCCCGAAACGCAGCACUUUCUCGAAACUAUCGAUUGUAACCGACAGCAGUGGGUGGACAUCAAAGAGAAUGGAAUCUGCUCUAGGACUAGUGACUGCUGUGAGAAUUGCUACGAUACCUGUAAUUAGGAGACAAAGCCGAAGACCAUUGGUUGUGUUAGGUCCAGUUCACAACAUGUUUCGAAAAUUUAAUUUUAAUUGAGUGCAAAUAGUCCUUCUUCCGAUCAUUUAUGGUUUGUUCUAGUAGAAUGAAGAUUGUGAUGUUCAGUGGAUAGCGAUGGUUCGUCUAUUUAUUUUCUACGUUGGCCUAAUAGCAUGUAAGGAAAUAUUUUACUUCGUAUACCUAGAUGGCAAUGAAAUGUCAAUCCAAUGACCACUCUGUUUGCUGGCAAACGAUAAUGGUUAGAAGCACAUAGGUGUAUAGAAAGAUGUUUUAUUCAGUGUUAUUUUAGAAAAUCUUUAGAUAUCAUUUAAGUAGCUUUCUUCAUUAAGUACGUGAUACCUGUUCGUGACAACUCCAACCCCAUUGUAUCCGAGGCCAGUACAGAAACAACAUCUGAUUUAUUUUAUAAUUGAUCAUGCAUUGUGAAAUCUAACUCAAGAAUAAAGAGAAAAUGCUCGUCAAUAAUAUAAAAACUACAACGA
Messenger RNA from Aedes aegypti (yellow fever mosquito), 3922 nucleotides. Its product is annotated as cGMP-dependent 3',5'-cyclic phosphodiesterase. Gene Ontology annotation, molecular function: 3',5'-cyclic-AMP phosphodiesterase activity; protein homodimerization activity; 3',5'-cGMP-stimulated cyclic-nucleotide phosphodiesterase activity. The record is from RefSeq and is a predicted model, not a curated record. NCBI's taxonomy places the organism in Eukaryota, Metazoa, Arthropoda, Insecta, Diptera, Culicidae. Bases 890 to 3406 code for a protein of 838 amino acids. The transcript has 14 exons. Gene Ontology annotation, cellular component: mitochondrial outer membrane; cytosol; synaptic membrane. Gene Ontology annotation, biological process: cGMP catabolic process; negative regulation of receptor guanylyl cyclase signaling pathway; positive regulation of gene expression.